CGGGGCGCGCGGCUCCAGGGCGCGGCCGGGGCAGGGCCGCAGCGCUACGCACCACCAUCUCCGCUGCCGCCACAGCCUCUCCGCCCCCUCAGCGGCCGCCGCCGUCGCCACGCCUCGCCGGCAGAUGCUGCGGCGCCUCGCCGGCGGAGCCGCCGCCGUGCGUUCGCCGUCGCCGUCGGCCACGGUGGCGGCGGAGCUCCGGCGGCUGCUCCACAUCGGUGGCGGAGGCGGAUGCGGCGCCGGGGAGCCGGAGAGCGUGGCGUACCGCAUGUCCAUGCUGCGGCGCCCGCCUUCCGUCGGGAAGAAGGGGCUCACCUGGAACUCGUGCAGUCUCAUCGGCCGCCUCGACGCGCCCGUGCGGCCGUACGACGACAGCUCCGACCGAAAACCCGGCGCGUACACCUUCCUCUCCGUCUCCCCCUCGUCGCCCGCAUCCCCCUCGAGCUCUUCCAAGUUCACUGUGGCAUUGCAGUUGAAGGGUGAGCUGGCAAAUGUUGGCCUAAAGUAUCUGAAGUACAAUGACCUUGUCUAUGUAUCUGGUUUGCUGAAAUCUUAUCAUAAAGUCAGUCCAAGUGGUGAUCGGAACAUUGUCUAUCAGCUUCAUGUCAAAGAGCUGAAUUAUGUUCUUGAUCAAAAUAAGAAACCUAAGGAUGAUGAAGACUCAGUCCAUUCAUCACCAAUGCUAGGUGCCACCCCUGAAAUGCUAAAAGAGAAAAGGUACACCGACCGACUUCACUUGUGGCAAGUUUUCUUUGCCAACCCUUAUGAAUGGUGGGACAAUAGACAAUCCAAACCGUGGGCCAGCUAUCCUGAUUUCAAGCACAAGGACACUCGUGAGAAAAUAUGGCUCCACCCAGACGACCCUCCCUGGGUACGAAAGCAGCUUGAAUUACAUGACCUGGAAGUAGCUGAGAAUGGUCGCAAGGGUGAGGGUUGGCUGCUAAAAAAUCAUAACUGGAAAGCCCAAGAUUUUGACUACUCUAAUGAUGAAGUACAGCACUCUGUGGAAGCACGAACAGGAAGCCCAAUAUCGUUCGUCAAAAAUGAAGAAAUUCACCAGGCCUUUGAGGGGCCACACGUUUCUUUGUCCGAUGAUCUUACUGAAUUGUAUAGAGGGUAUGCUUAAUAGGUAGGAAUUAGGAUAUGGAUUUUUAUUGAACUUAGCUAGUUAUUGGCUUGCAGGAUUAGUGGGUUGUCUGUAAUUUGGUUUACAUGUAUGGCAAGGUGCAAAUAUGAUGGAACGUCAACAUUAUAGCAAGGCCCUAUCUAUUAACAUGCCUCAAAGUUUGUUAAGCGAUAUUGUCAUAUCUUA
Panicum virgatum (switchgrass) is the source of this 1312-nucleotide messenger RNA. RefSeq names its product protein OSB1, mitochondrial-like. Gene Ontology annotation, molecular function: single-stranded DNA binding. Gene Ontology annotation, biological process: positive regulation of helicase activity; mitochondrial DNA replication. Gene Ontology annotation, cellular component: mitochondrial nucleoid. The record is from RefSeq and is a predicted model, not a curated record. The coding region runs from base 125 to 1126 and encodes 333 amino acids. NCBI's taxonomy places the organism in Eukaryota, Viridiplantae, Streptophyta, Magnoliopsida, Poales, Poaceae. The transcript has 4 exons.